Messenger RNA from Serendipita indica DSM 11827, 1716 nucleotides. Lineage: Eukaryota; Fungi; Basidiomycota; Agaricomycetes; Sebacinales; Serendipitaceae. The record is from the annotation of a GenBank genome assembly.
AUGGAGAAAACUCAGAUGAAAUAUGUUCGUCUGGGCAAGUCUGGAUUGAAAAUUUCACGUAUCAUCCUAGGAUGCAUGAGUUAUGGCAAAAAAUCAAGGGCUGACUGGAUCAAGGAGGCCUAUCGACUUGGUAUCAACACAUUCGACACGGCCAAUAUCCACAGUCUUGGAGAAUCGGAGAGGAUCUUGGGCAAGUCAGUCAAAGGAAUUGGGGCCCCUCGAUCGUCAUUCGUGAUCUUCACCAAGGUCUAUGGCAAUAUCCCUCCAGAGGACGCGCCCAAGGAAGCAAACGACAACCCUGAAGAGUAUGGCUAUGUCAACUACCGUGGUCUCUCCAGAAAGCACAUCUUUGAAUCAAUCAAGGCGAGCUUGGAGCGACUUCAGAUGGACUAUGUCGACGUGCUUCAGUGCCAUCGGUUUGAUCCAGAUGCACCCAUCGAAGAGACGAUGCGUGCGCUUCAUGAUGUCGUUCAGGCAGGAUAUGCGCGACCGCGCAAGGACCGACACGCGACGUACCGUGCGAAGAACGAUAAGUGGACUUAUCUCGUUCAGAAUGACGAAGGUCCAAAUAUGGUCAUUGUCGAUCGCGUCGAAGAGAUUGCAAACAAGCGAAGCAUCACCAUGACCCAGCUCUCUCUCGCUUGGCUGCUUACCAAGGACCCAGUGGCUGCUCCGAUUGUCGGCACUACAAACCUCUCGCAUUUGGAGGAUAUGAUCAAAGCAGUCAACGUCAAACUGGACGACGAAGAGAUCAAUUAUUUGAAAGAGAAAUAUACACCAAAGGCCAAGGGCAAAAAAUCAUGGGCUGACUGGGUGCUCGAGGAAGAGGAGGGGAUCAGGCAGAUCAAGGAGGCCUAUCGACUUGGUAUCAACACAUUCGACACGGCCAAUGUUUACAGCCUAGGAGAAUCAGAAAGAAUAUUGGGUAAAGCCAUCAAGGAAAUUGGUGCCCCACGAUCGUCGUUUGUAGUCCUUACCAAGGUCUACUUCUGCGUCCCCCCAGAGGAUGCUCCCUAUGAUGCGCGCAACGAUCCAGAAGACUUUGGCUAUGUCAACUACCGUGGCCUCUCCAGAAAGCACAUCUUUGAAUCAAUCAAGGCGAGCUUGGAGCGACUCCAGAUGGACUAUGUCGACGUGCUUCAGUGCCAUCGCUUCGACCCAGAUACCCCCAUCGAAGAGACGAUGCGUGCACUUCAUGACGUUGUACAAGCAGGGUACGUGCGGUAUAUUGGGAUGAGCUCCUGCUACGCAUGGCAAUUCCACAUGAUGCAAAAUUAUGCCAUAAACAAUAACCUCACUCCUUUCAUCUCUAUGCAAAACUAUCAUUCCCUUCUGUAUCGUCAAGAGGAGGACGAGAUGUUACCCACUUGCCGCCUGUUCGGUGUCGGCACAAUCCCUUGGUCUCCUCUCUCCCGUGGAGUUCUCAGUAGGCCGCGUAAAGACCGAAACGCAACUCAUCGUGCCAAAAACGAUCGAUGGUUCUCUACGCUUCAGAAGGAAGAAGAUCCAAACAUGGUUAUUGUCGAUCGGGUCGAGGAGAUUGCAAACAAGCGAGGCAUCACCAUGACCCAGGAUCCAGUGGCUGCUCCGAUUGUCGGUACCACAAACCUCUCUCAUUUGGAGGAUAUGAUCAAAGCAGUUAAUGUCAAACUGGAUGACGAAGAAAUCAAGUAUUUAGAAGAGAAAUAUGCACCAAAGGCCAAAGUCGGGUUUUGA